AGUGGGUUUAAACACUUCAUGCCCGGCUUUUAAAUUCAGGCGUUCGCCACAGAUUUCAUUCGGACUGUCAGGUCUCAUCACCUCCAGCAAAGAUGACAACAUACACAGACAAAGGCGAGAAGCAUGAGCAGGGCAGAUUCUUCUGCUUUGAUCACUUAACAUUCUGGGUUGGAAAUGCAAAGCAGGCUGCAUCAUAUUACUGCAACAAGCUUGGAUUUGAGCCUGUGGCUUACCAAGGUUUGGAGACGGGCAGUCGUGAAGUGGUGUCACAUGUAGUCAAACAAGGCAAGAUCAUUUACGUGUUCUCAUCCGCCCUCAAUCCUGGAAACAAAGAGCUGGGGGAUCAUUUGGUUAAGCAUGGGGACGGAGUGAAGGACAUUGCAUUUACAGUGGAGGACUGUGACUUUCUCGUGCAGAAAGCCCGGGCGCGAGGGGCAGUCAUUAUAAAGGAACCCUACACUCUGGAGGACAAAUAUGGUAAAGUCAGACUGGCUGUGCUGCAAACUUAUGGUGACACCACUCACACAUUUGUGGAGAGGACAGGAUACAGUGGAUUGUUUCUGCCUGGAUUCCAUCCUCCUCUGUUCAAGGACCCCUUACUCGACAAACUCCCAAGUGGAAACCUGGACUUUAUCGAUCACGUUGUAGGAAACCAACCAGAUGAUGAGAUGGUUUCAGCGGUGGAAUGGUAUCAGAGAAACCUUCUCUUUCACCGUUUCUGGUCUGUGGACGACAAGCAGCUUCAGACAGAAUUCAGCGCCCUGCGCUCAAUCGUCGUGGCAAACUACGAGGAGACCGUGAAAAUGCCCAUCAAUGAGCCUGCGAUAGGGAAGAGAAAGUCUCAAAUCCAGGAAUAUGUGGAGUACUAUGGAGGUCCAGGAGUGCAGCAUAUCGCCAUGAACACUUCAGAUAUCAUUACUACAAUCCGUAACCUGAAGGAGCGCGGGAUGGAGUUCAUGUCUGUGCCCGAGACCUACUACGACCAGCUGAGAGAGAAGCUGAAACACUCAAAGGUCAAAAUCUCAGAGGACCUUGAUGUCCUGCAGGAACUAAAGAUCUUGGUGGACUACGAUGACAAUGGCUACCUACUUCAAAUCUUCACUAAGCCGGUCCAGGAUCGCCCCACUGUGUUCUUGGAAGUCAUUCAGAGACACAAUCACCAGGGCUUUGGUGCAGGAAACUUCAAGUCUCUUUUUGAGGCUAUUGAAGCAGACCAGCACGCUAGAGGCAAUCUGACUGUUCUGACACCAAAUGGAGAUUUAAACAAGAUGUGAACUGGGUGAUGCAUUAAUUUAAGACCUCAGAAAACAUGCUAUAUCCAUCAACUUAGUAUAAAACGAAUGCUCUAAUAAACAUCCUUAUGCCUGAAAAUGUCUCAUAUUCUGAGAAAUACACAAAGCACGUAUACUUAUGGUUUUCUUUAUUUUUUUAUGUGUUGCAUGUUUGUUUUUUGGUUUUGUUUUUUUACAUUUAAUUGUUCAUUUUAUGUCUUUAUCAUUUCUUCUGAUGCUUGCAAAAAUGACAUGAGUACAACAUCCACUUUAAAUCACAAUGCAGUGCUUCCAGUUUGUAUAAAACAUCAACAGGAAAACCAUUUUUAUUAACACAAGCUUGACUCAAGCAAAACGUCAUCCGAGCUCUCAUAAAUGAAAACAUUUAACUAUACACUUUGUUAACUUUUAGACGGCGAGGUCAACAGAAGUUGGGAGAUUUAGCAUGAAGUCUAGGAUGUGAUUUUCCCCUCCUGUUUAAAAGAGACCACUCUUGGUUUUUGUUUGUUUUUCUCAUAAAUAUUGUUUAUGGCAGCUUAGUAUUAAACCAUUAUUCACUGAGUACCACA
Neolamprologus brichardi is the source of this 1840-nucleotide messenger RNA. It is a transcript of the gene hpdb, whose product is annotated as 4-hydroxyphenylpyruvate dioxygenase b. Gene Ontology annotation, molecular function: 4-hydroxyphenylpyruvate dioxygenase activity. The record is from RefSeq and is a predicted model, not a curated record. Gene Ontology annotation, cellular component: endoplasmic reticulum membrane; Golgi membrane. NCBI's taxonomy places the organism in Eukaryota, Metazoa, Chordata, Actinopteri, Cichliformes, Cichlidae. Gene Ontology annotation, biological process: L-tyrosine catabolic process.